Guillardia theta CCMP2712 is the source of this 519-nucleotide messenger RNA. RefSeq lists its product as hypothetical. The transcript is spliced from 9 exons. The record is from RefSeq and is a predicted model, not a curated record. The coding region runs from base 1 to 519 and encodes 172 amino acids. NCBI's taxonomy places the organism in Eukaryota, Cryptophyceae, Pyrenomonadales, Geminigeraceae. Gene Ontology annotation, cellular component: membrane.
AUGAGGAAGGUGUGGGAGCUUUGGACCACAGCCAUUCUCAACUCCUUGUCCAACUUUCUCGUCCUUCCCGCCAUCAGGAUAGCGCAUCGGCCUCCGCUUCGAGACGGUACCAUGGAAUUCCGUGUAAUGUUUGCGAUCUUCGGCCUCAUCUCUUCCAGCCUCUAUCACUUCUGCGAACCUCUGGGUAUCAGAGUCCUUAACAUGAACGACGGGCAGUGGCACCGGCUGGACAACGUGGCGGCCAUCAUGUGCUUCGUCAACCUCUUCGUCUACUUGUCAGAUUUCCGGGAGGAAUGGCACGGCGAGUACCUCAAGUACUUCAUGCUGGGGCUCACACUGAUUUUGCAAGAGAGCGGUCCUUGGGAGCUCAAGAACACUCUGGUGCCGAUCCUAAUCGCCGCAUGCUUUCCAUUCCUGAGGUACAUCCUGGCACGGAAGAAACCAGACUAUGAUUGGAGGAACUUCUACCUAGGAUGGGGCCUGAUGGGGGUUGCGUUUGUCUUCUUCGUCAACGGGUAA